AUGGGCAUCGGCGCCUUCGCCGAGCCCCUCGUGGUCAUCACGCUCCUCUUUGGAGGAGCGUGGUUCAAUCGCACCCUCGGCCGGGAUAACGUCGUCUCCAACCUCGUCUCCUACUCGCCGCUUGGCCACGCGCGAAAGCGAUCCGACGACUACGGACGCCGAAAUUCGGACUCCGAACUCUCGGACAGGGAUGCCUCUGUAGAUUGGGCGUCCAAUUCUGGCACACUCUCCCCCUUAGAGCAGUCCAGAUGGCGAAAUCGGAAAAUCCGCCUUUUCCGGUAUCAACGCACCGUUUCGACGCCGAAUACUACAGUUUUCAAGGACAGGCUGCUUAGCCGUCUGCUACAAAAGUUUCCUUUCCUCGUUGAAGCCUGGUAUUGGGCUUUGAUCUACUGGGUCUACCAACUUGGUCGAGCCUUCACAGCCCUCACCCUUGUAGAGGGAACUGUUGAUGUUGCCCGAAAGCAUGCUCUGCAGCUUGUUCACAUUGAGCAAGCUCUGGGCAUCUUCAUUGAGCGACCAAUCCAGGACUGGUUCCUCCACCACCCCAACCUGAUGCGAUGGACCAACCGUACUUACUCCUUCAUCCAUAUCCCCGGAACGAUUCUCUUCCUCGUCCUCCUGUAUUACUUCACCACCACCCGUAAGCGACGCGCUCUCGUCAAGUCCAAUGGAUCCGAUAACUCGAUUGGAGGAAGCUCGGGACCGAUGCUUUACGAAGCUCGCCGACGAACCAUGGCUUUGUGCAACCUGAUCGCGUUCAUCGUCUUCACUCUGUGGCCCUGCAUGCCACCCCGCCUGCUGAGCGACCCCGAGUAUGAGGGCCCCGACGCGGUCGAGGCGAAGAGUUUCGGAUUCGUCGAUACCGUCCAUAGUGCCGACGGUGAGAAGAGUGUCUGGACUACCAACAAGUUCUGCAAUCAGUAUGCCGCCAUGCCAUCUCUCCAUUUCGGAUACUCCCUUCUUAUCGGAUUGACAAUCGCGACGUUCCCCAUCGCCGGCUUGCGAUCGACCUCGUGGAAGCGUCUCGCCAUCGUGUGCUUGGGCAUGUCCUACCCCGCGAUCAUCCUGGCCGCCAUUGUCGCAACCGCGAACCAUUUCGUCCUCGAUGCCGUCGCCGGCGCCAUUGUAUGCGGUAUCGCGUGGAAUGCCAACGGCGUCCUCUUGAACCUUCUCGUCCUCGAGGACUACUUCCUGUGGGCGGUGCGUAUCCACAAGCCAGUCAACUGGACGGAUCCCGAGACGGCGGUCGAGAGGACCUGGCAGGGAACCAUGGUCCAGGACGUCUAG
Molecule: messenger RNA, 1290 nt
Organism: Scedosporium apiospermum
Lineage: Eukaryota; Fungi; Ascomycota; Sordariomycetes; Microascales; Microascaceae
Product: Integral membrane protein
Exons: 3
Coding region: 1-1290 (429 amino acids)
Biological process (GO): inositol phosphoceramide metabolic process; sphingolipid biosynthetic process
Cellular component (GO): inositol phosphoceramide synthase complex
Molecular function (GO): inositol phosphoceramide synthase activity
Source: RefSeq, a predicted model, not a curated record